GGUGGAAAUCAAUUUUUCUUCCAGUUGGAAGAUUCAAGGAAGGUUGAUGAUGUUGUACAAACUGUUCUCCAGCUACAAAGAGCUUCUCGCCUGGAGAAACUCGGUGACCAGACAGCCAUGAUAACUGCUAUUUUACAAUCACGUUUAGCAAGAUCAUCAUUUGAUAAAAACAGCUUUCAAAGUGUAUCUGAAACCUCCCACAUGGAAUGCUUAGCAGAAAUGGUAACACCGUUGGUCACCAAUCCGGGACAUGUGUGUAUAACAGAUCAAUACCUCUACUUUCAGCCAUUAAAUGGCUAUCCAAAACCUGUUGUGUGCAUUAGCUUGGCUGAUAUAAGGAGAAUAUACAAAAGGAGACACAUGCUAAUGCCCAUGGGACUAGAAGUAUUUUGCACUGAAAACGACUUGUGUUCCGACAUAUACCUCAAAUUUUACAAUCCAAAAGAUCGCGAUGGACUAUACUACUAUAUUGCAGCUUAUAUAGAAAAUCACGUGGCUGAGCAUACUGCAGACAGCUACAUGCUCCAGUGGCAGAUGGGACAUAUCUCCAAUUACCAGUAUCUGUUACAUCUCAAUAACCUGGCAGACCGGAGCUGCAAUGAUCUGUCCCAGUAUCCUGUGUUUCCUUGGAUCAUUGCAGACUAUACAAAUUCUGUGCUAGAUUUAUCCAUUGCAAAAACCUUCCGGGAUCUGAGUAAACCAGUUGGAGCUUUAAAUAAAGACAGACUUGAAAGGCUGUUGAGCCGUUAUCAUGAAAUGCCCGAUCCAAAGUUUAUAUAUGGAAGCCACUAUUCCUCGCCAGGAUAUGUUCUGUUCUACCUGGUUCGAGUUGCCCCUGAGUACAUGCUUUGCAUCCAGAAUGGAAAGUACGACCACGCAGACAGGAUGUUCAACAGCAUUGCAGAGACAUGGAGGAAUUGUUUAGAAGGUGUGACAGACUUCAAAGAGUUGGUUCCAGAGUUUUUUGGAAAGGACGGGAGUUUUCUGUUAAACGGUUUGAAUCUGGAGCUGGGGAAGAGACAAGGGGGAAAACUGGUGGAUGACGUAGAUCUUCCGCCGUGGGCCUCAGAUCCAGAAGAUUUUCUGCAGAAAAACUUAGAAGCUCUGGAAAGCCAGUAUGUCUCAGAUCAUCUCCAUGAAUGGAUUGAUUUGAUAUUUGGUUGUAAGCAGAGAGGAAGUGAAGCAGUUGCUGCAAAUAAUGUGUUUCACCCUGUAACAUAUGAAGGAGAAAUUGACUUGCACAGUAUUGAAGAUCCUGAUCAGAAAGUCGCUAUGUUGACACAAAUCCUGGAAUUCGGUCAGACACCCAAGCAGCUAUUCAUGAAAUCUCAUCCAAAGAGAAUAUUUACAAAGUCAAAAUGUUUUUCAAGGUCUUCCAGCCAAAAUAUUUCUGUGCCAGAAUCACCUGUAUCCCUUAGUGAAGAUUCUUUUGAAGAUUUAACAGAAGAAAGUAAAACUCUUGCCUGGUGUAAUAUCACUAAAUUCCAGAUAGACAGCGGGUACAAGAUUCACAAAGAAACUAUCACGGGCAUUGCUGUAUCUUCUAAUGGAUCCUCUGUUUUCACAACAUCACAAGAUUCCACUUUGAAGAUGUUCUCCAUGAGCCAGAAAUCUCUCCAAAGAAGUGUUUCAUUUUCUAAUAUGGCGUUAUCGUCUUGUAUAUUGUUACCAGGUGAUACAACAGUGAUGUGUUCCUCCUGGGAUAAUAACGUGUAUUUUUAUUCCAUCGCUUUUGGAAGGAGACAAGACACUUUAAUGGGGCAUGAUGAUGCUGUUAGCAAAAUCCACUGGUGUAACAAUAGGCUGUUCUCCGCAUCAUGGGAUUCUACAGUAAAGGUGUGGAGCUGUGUGCCUUCCAAAGUGUGCGGAACCAAAAGGAACAACUUUGAACUGCUGGCUGAAUUAGAACAUGAUGCUGGUGUAAACACAAUCAAUGCGAGCUUUGAUGGAUCAUUGCUGGUAUCAGGAACUAAAGAAGGCACAGUGAGCAUCUGGGAUACUGCUGAAUCAUCUAUAUUACAUCAGCUUCCUUGCCACAAUGGACCCAUUUGUGAAGUUGCAUUGAGUCCCGACAACAGACAUGUGCUUUCAUCAGGAGAAGAUGGCUGCCUAAAAGUCACUGAUGUUCAAACUGGAAUGCUCAUCUCCUCUCUACCAUCAGGAGAAGUUCAAAGGUGUUUUCACUGGAAUGGCCACACUGUUCUGUCAGGAAAUGACAGCGGUGAACUGCUUGUCUGGGAUCUUGUAGGAGGACGGAUUCUUGAAAGAAUAGCUGGGCAUGCAGAUGCUGUUACAUGUAUGUGGAUGAAUGAGUCGUGCAACACAGUCAUCACAGGAUCUGCAGACAGACAGAUUUUAUUCUGGAAACUGCAAUACUAA
Molecule: messenger RNA, 2379 nt
Organism: Staurois parvus
Lineage: Eukaryota; Metazoa; Chordata; Amphibia; Anura; Ranidae
Source: the annotation of a GenBank genome assembly